AUGGAGGCUAUCCGACAGCUUCAUGGAAGCAUCCUCCACAGCCUCUCUCUAGUGCAAAAAUCCACCGCGAAAUUGAUUGGAGAGCAGGAAGAACAACACCGGCGGCAGUUUCGCAUGCAGCUUCAGGAGGUGCUUGAAGCAUCCGUGCGAGCCACGCAGCAACAAAAACCCCCUGUGGAGAUCAGCACACUGCAUCGGAUCCUUCUCCGCGACGUCCAGACAGCGCAGCAAUUUGCAAAAGAUUCAGAUCAAAUGAAUCAGGCUCUGCAAAAAGAGAACAGGAAACUCAAGUUGGAGUUGAACUGCGAGAAGGAGCAUGCGGAGGCUCUAGCGAAAGAGCUCGUAUUGACGAGGAAAAAACUCGAAAAAGAACGAAACCGCGCUGCAUCGUCCCCGCCCUCGGUCGGCAAUGAGUGUCGAGGGCCUGGCCACGACUCAGAAUCAGGGAAAAAAUGCCGUGAGAGGCCGGACCGCAUACGCAUCAGCGACCUUCAGCAAAAUAAGAUGUUUGAGAGGGGAGUGCGCCUUCGUGAAGAGAACCAACGAUACCAGAGGAUAGUCGAGACCCAGAAGAAAGAGCUGCACCAACUCCGAGAAGCCCAAAACAAAGCUGUUAUUAUGAGAAACGAGCUCGUGGCAUUCCUUCAGCAAGCAAUAAACGACGUCGGUGCCAAAGUUGCUGGACUCCGAAGGCUGUCCACUGUUGAGCCACGGGGGAGUGCGCCCGGCAUUCACCAUGUGAGCGAGCUGACGAUGGCAGAUCGCGACGAAGUCCUGCGGAAACUGCUCUCGGAGCAAAAGGUCAUCAAGCUGCUCCACGACAUCGUGGCUACUCACGAACCCGCCGCCGCCGCCGCUCUGGACGUUUCGUGGCUAACUGACGAUCAGUCCUUUGCUGCAGGAAACCGAGGAUAA
Molecule: messenger RNA, 915 nt
Organism: Besnoitia besnoiti
Lineage: Eukaryota; Apicomplexa; Conoidasida; Eucoccidiorida; Sarcocystidae
Exons: 10
Coding region: 1-915 (304 amino acids)
Source: RefSeq, a predicted model, not a curated record